Messenger RNA from Rhizoctonia solani, 2007 nucleotides. RefSeq names its product intermembrane space AAA protease IAP protein. The record is from RefSeq and is a predicted model, not a curated record. Gene Ontology annotation, molecular function: ATP binding; ATP-dependent peptidase activity; metalloendopeptidase activity. Gene Ontology annotation, biological process: mitochondrion organization; protein quality control for misfolded or incompletely synthesized proteins. Gene Ontology annotation, cellular component: mitochondrial inner membrane. The transcript is spliced from 15 exons. Lineage: Eukaryota; Fungi; Basidiomycota; Agaricomycetes; Cantharellales; Ceratobasidiaceae. The coding region runs from base 1 to 2007 and encodes 668 amino acids.
AUGUGCGAAUUUGAUCCCAGGUCUCCGCUUCUUCGGUCGGAUACUGCAUUUGAACUGUACCUUACCGCGCUCAUCCGACUUGGCCUCCCUCAAAGCGUCAACCCUGCUGUGCGAAGACGCGAGGCCUUACUUGCUCUCCCGCCGUCUGACCCAGUAGCACCGGAUACUCCUGCGGAACCAUCUGUACCCCCCUCGACUAGUGAGGUAAUUGCUCAGCGUGUUUUGAGUAAUUCCUCGAUCAAACUUGGUGUCGGACGUGCCCUGCUGAACGAUUCACCUGCACCAUCAACUCUCGGAACGGCUGCUGCAACGUCCCGAUCACCUGGCGACAAUACUAGCUCUACCCCGUUUGGAACCCGAGGAUCUUCAGGUGCUGACCCAGUUCAUGUGGUUAUUGAAGAACCCCGUAGUGCGGUAUGGAUGAGACUUUUCCGGUUCAUUUUGAUUGCAGCGGUAUACGGAUUUAUUGCAUUGACGAUUUUGGCCUUUCUAUUGGAGAACUCUGGCUUACUCAAAGCUGGGCGCCAGUCUAUGAAAUAUGAGCCACAGACAGGUAGUGGCGUUAAAUUCAGUGACGUUCACGGCGUAGAUGAAGCCAAAGAGGAACUUUACGAAGUGGUUAAAUUCCUGAAGGAUCCGACCCAGUUUACGACUCUAGGUGGCCGACUCCCGAAAGGAGUUUUGCUCACCGGACCCCCAGGCACUGGUAAGACUCUGCUCGCCAAGGCUGUUGCCGGAGAGGCUGGAGUACCCUUCUUAUAUGCAUCCGGCUCUGAAUUUGACGAAAUGUAUGUUGGCGUGGGCGCCAAGCGAGUCCGCGAACUUUUCGAGACUGCCCGCAAGCAACAGCCUUCUAUAGUUUUCAUCGAUGAACUUGAUGCAGUUGGCGGACGCCGCAACGGUCGGGAGGGCCAGUGGUCCAGACAGACACUCAACCAACUUCUAACGGAAUUAGAUGGCUUUUCAGCAACUGAGGGUGUGAUUGUAAUUGCAGCUACCAAUUAUCCUGAAAGCUUGGAUGGUGCUCUCGUUCGCCCCGGUCGUUUUGACAAGAAAGUCGCAGUCCCGCUGCCUGAUAUUAUUGGCCGAACUCAGAUUCUCGCUCACCAUAUGAAAGGAGUGAAAACCGAUCCAGAAGUUAACCUACAAGUACUUGCUCGUGGAACACCCGGGUUUUCUGGCGCCGAUCUGCACAUCCGUGAAGGGCACAAAGUAGUUGGUUUGAAGGAAUUCGAGUGGGCAAAGGAUAAAAUCUUGAUGGGAGCUGAACGGAAAAGUUCAUAUAUUACUCCCAAGGACAAACUCAUGACUGCUUACCAUGAAGCUGGCCACGCCCUCGCUGCUCUUUACACCCCUGGGGCCAGAUCGUUACAUAAAGUGACAUGCAUGCCGCGCGGACAUUCAUUGGGAUUAACACAAACCUUACCGGAAAAUGACGAGCACUCUGUCUCAUUUAAGCAAUUCUCGGCCAUGCUGGAUGUUUCUAUGGGUGGACGUAUUGCGGAAGAAAUGAUUUACGGCAAGGAAAACGUAACCAGUGGAGCGUCGAGUGACAUUCGUGCCGCGACGAAUCUUUCGAGACGGAUGGUCAAGGCAAGAGAACUCAUACAAACAUAUUGGUGGAUUCUAACGGCCCUUUUUGUUCAGGAGUAUGGAUUUUCUGACAAGGUGGGAACAGUGUAUCAUGGCGAUAGCGAUACAACCCCUCCUAGCCCCGAGACCCUUCGCUUGAUCGACACGGAGAUCCAGGCGUUCAUCCAGCAAAGCACUGAGCGAACCACGAAGCUAUUGGAAUCCAAGGUUGAGGAGUUACAUAAAUUGGCCCAAGCACUUGUGGAACACGAGACAUUGGAUAAGUCUGAGGUCGAAAAGGUCAUUCGUGGAGAAAAGAUCCGCCAAGUUGAGGAGAAAUUGAAAAGUGCGACAUCGGAGCCGGGUCCCAAUAUAGCCGAAUCCAAGCCGACCCGAACGUCCGCUCCACGACCGCAGCCCGUAGCAGCUGCUUGA